GCUUUCGGUGGCGCUGCCCGCCUGCGCCGCGGCGCGUGCUUCGCCGCGCGGCGACCGCCUCGACCAAUGACAUUGACGCCGGCCCUCUUUGAUCCCGUCUUAUUAGCAUGGCUGUCGGCCCAGCGGCGCACGCGGGUACAGAGUCCCGGGAAUGCUGCGCGCGCCCCAAAAAAAUGGCUUCUUUCUUUGUUGCUACAUUUAAGGUGCGCCGUCGCGACAUUUGAUAAAGGUUUUCAAGGCAGCGGGGCCACGGAAAAUACAUGCAGCAGCGCAAGUCCUUUGUCUAAGUUUGCGAGAGAGAGAGGAGAGGGUGACAAAGCAAAGCAGGAGAAGGAGCGGCGGAGGAAACUAAGGAGCGCUCGACAUAUUAAUAAUAUCCGAGAGAAGCCGAGAGAAAAAGGAGUCGUCCUUUGAUGAGCAACCUGACUGACACAAGAGAAGCGCAGCGUUCGGUGGCCUGGCUUAUUAGCUGAAAUCUCCGCAACGUUUCGUGCCUCACGUACAUGAUCAUCAUGCGUGUGCCGUGAUCUCACUUGAUAUUAAUCAUAAUAUUGUGCUGCGAUUCGUAGUAUUUUUAGCAUCCUCUGUUGAGGGAAAUGGGUACUGCAGCUUUUCCUUCCCUCUUCUUCCCUCUUCCCGCUUCCCUCCCGCUCUCGGCUCUUUCAUCAGAUCCUGCUGUCUUUACUAACUAGCUCAGCAUCCUUCACUAAAAAGGAAAUUGGUGAUGAGACAACAAAAGAGGAAGAGAAGGAGAGGAGAGGAGAGGCGAGAGCGAGUGCAGCACAUCACUUCAUUUAUUUUCCACUCCAGUAGAUCCCUUGGGAAGACUUGUACACUCUCUCUCUCUCUCUCUCUCUCUCUCUCUCUCCUCCCCCCCCCUUCCCUCUAUUGCUCCCUCCCUUGUUGGGUUUAAAAAUAGUCUUGUUCACUCCAACUCUUCGUCAUUUUUUCCCCUCUAUCUGCUCUCUCUCCUUUUUUCUGUAUACAUAUGUUUGCCUCUUAUCCUCUCGCCCCAUCUCCCCCUCUCCCUUUGAUUUCCCAAAUCUAUCUCCCUCUCUUGCUCUCCGUUUUCCCCGAAGCUCCCAUGUCCCUUUUAGUGGGAAAUUGCACGUUGUUCUUGUUGUUCUUGUUGUUGUUGUUGUUGUUGUUGUUGUUCCUCCCCUCGCACAGGCACAGAUUGCCUAUCUCUCCCAUUUAAAUCUGGCAUUGUCAUCGUGACAGGCGUGCUCUAAUGGCGCUGGAGCUUUUAAUAAAAUCAACACAGUAUGUAAAUGCGCUGCACCCUUUAAAAGAGCGCCGUGUAGCAGGAGAGGACAACAAAACCAGUCUUCGCAGAGAGGGCUACACGGUGCAGGUGAACGUCAACGACUACUUGGACAUCUAUUGUCCGCACUACAACGACAGCCAGCGGGGAACCGCCGAGCAAUACGUCCUCUACAUGGUCAGUUACCGCGGCUAUCGCACCUGUGACCCGCAGCUGGGCUUCAAGCGCUGGGAGUGCAACCGGCCCCACGCUCCCCACGCGCCCAUCAAGUUCUCCGAGAAGUUCCAGCGCUACAGCGCCUUCUCCCUGGGCUACGAGUUCCACGUGGGCCAAGAGUAUUACUACAUCUCGACGCCCACGCACCACCACGGCCGCAGCUGCCUGAGACUGCGAGUGUAUGUGUGCUGCUCCACCACAUCCGACGCGGACGACAGCUUCCGGCCGACCCAGCCAGACUACACUCUCAGACCCAACAUCAAAAUGCAUGACAUCGAUGAGUUUAACCCCGAAGUCCCCAAGCUGGAGAAGAGCAUCAGCGGCAGCAGCCCCUCCCGCGACCGCCUGCUGCUCACCGUAGCGACAUUGUUCCUCACCGUCCUCUUCAUCUCCUAGCGCCGCCUCCCUGCAGCAUCACACCGGCGAGCUCUGGCAGGAAGUGCCGGAGGGGAGCUGGGCGUGCGGCGGGACAUGGGGGGGAGAGGCAGGGAGGACAGGGGCACAGAUGGGGCUGUUGUGGAGCGAACGGCUGGAGGGGGUGAGCCAGCCCACCGAGGAUGGUCUUAGAAGCCAUCUGCCGUGAUGGAUGUACGCACUCGGCGGAGGAGGGACACCCCGUCGACGAACUCUGUCGUUCCGACGACGAGAAACGGACGGAAACGGAGCUCACGUUACCCGAGCGGGACCCGUAAACGGCGAGGAGCCUGCGGCAGGGCCGACGCGAACUCUGAGAUGCGUGUGCAGCAUGCAUGUUGGAAUUCAUGUACAACAUAAGGCAUGCAUGUGUAGAUAAUGUACCUACCCGUUGUACAUGCGUCCCAACUGUCUGCGGUGCGCCGUGUGUGGCGGACGUGAAUUUGACAGGUAGCGUGGGGGCAGACUGACGGCUUGCGAUGCGGCUAUCGGGCGAGCGCGUAGACGGCGCCCCUCCGGGACGGGACCGGAGACGCCGGCUCAUCACCUGGGCUCGCCGCGUGAGCCUGCGCUCGACGGAUGCGCAGCUGCCUUCUCUUUCUCUCAGCUCGCCCCGGCUGGGCCACGCGUGGACUUUCGGGAGGACCGAGCACGUCCCGUCUGCGGUAGCGUCUCGGUUUACAGGGCCGAGGUGACGCGCUCCGGCGCGAAAGACGGCGGCUUCGGCGCAUCGGACCCGGCCGAUAAACCGUCGACGUGGAAACACGGCUCGGAGGCGCUCGCGUAACGAACUCGCGCUCCGAGCCUUGUGGCCGCGGGCGGCCGAGGGCCCGUCGGGAUCCGCGGGCGUCCCCGACUUUAACGUCGUUUACAGUAGCAUACCCGCUCGGCCGUGGCGUUUAACUCCAAGUCGACGUGCCGAUACAAACGACCGAGCGGGGCUCACUAUUGCUUAGCGCAGUCGCCAUAGUGACCUAGGAGCUCGAGUACACGUGCGGUGAUUUGCAGCAGGCAGCGGCCGUUCUCCAUUGCCUGUGACGGGAUAGCGUUCCACACUCCUAAUGUACUGUAGUCCUUUAUGAUGUAGCCUAUAUGUUCGUACGGGACGUUGCUUCCUACGGUUAAUGAGGAUCCGGUUCCUUUUCCAAAUUAUUUAUAUUACGUCGCCGCCAGGGUGGGAGCCGGCUUCUCUUCGUCACGGAGAGCAGCCAACGGACCCCGAUUCUGCGCCGGUUUCCUGCUUUCACUCGACCCGAUCCGUGCGCCGCGCGCUUCAGCAAUACCGAUCGAGACGGCCGAAUUAACGAGCAGUCGUAUUUCUAAAGAAUAUUUUUGAGCACGGCCGUACGUAGAAGGCAAACGCCCCGCGGCUCGGCCACGUUCCGAGCGGAGCUGGGUCUACGGGAUGCCGCCGGUUCCAGCUUCAAGACCGUGAGCAGAUGUGUCUAAAUAUAACUGUAUAUAUAUAUUUAUAUACAUUUUUGGAUUGUAGUCCUCAGACUUUUUUCCUCUUUCUUGGACAAAAGUGGGACUCGGGACAGGCCGCGGAGCCGAACUCUCGCGUUUGCCCGAACUCUUUUGCUGGUUUAUGUCGUCAGACUCUGUUUCGACAGGAGUGUUCAGUAUGUAUAUGUGCCAUCUGCUCAAGUACACGAUGACGGAAACCACAACCCUUACC
Molecule: messenger RNA, 3572 nt
Organism: Scleropages formosus (Asian bonytongue)
Lineage: Eukaryota; Metazoa; Chordata; Actinopteri; Osteoglossiformes; Osteoglossidae
Product: ephrin-A3-like
Exons: 5
Coding region: 1232-1876 (214 amino acids)
Biological process (GO): ephrin receptor signaling pathway; axon guidance
Cellular component (GO): plasma membrane
Molecular function (GO): ephrin receptor binding
Source: RefSeq, a predicted model, not a curated record